Dioszegia hungarica is the source of this 597-nucleotide messenger RNA. RefSeq lists its product as uncharacterized. Gene Ontology annotation, molecular function: RNA binding. The transcript is spliced from 6 exons. Gene Ontology annotation, cellular component: nuclear speck. Gene Ontology annotation, biological process: mRNA splicing, via spliceosome. The record is from RefSeq and is a predicted model, not a curated record. Lineage: Eukaryota; Fungi; Basidiomycota; Tremellomycetes; Tremellales; Bulleribasidiaceae. The coding region runs from base 1 to 597 and encodes 198 amino acids.
AUGGUGAGUACAAUGGCCAACCGAACCGUACUCUAUGUCUCCGGCUUCUCUGGUCAGCUCCGCGCGCGAGACCUCGCCUAUGAGUUUGAGCGAUACGGCCGCCUCGUCCGGUGCGAUAUCCCGGCGCUCAAGACCCCGACCUCGUCCCCGUUCGCCUUUAUCGAGUUCCGCAGGGAGGAUGACGCCGAGGAUGCGUACUAUGACAUGCAUGGUCGCAUGAUCGACGGUCGCCGCAUCACUGUUCAGUGGGCCAAGCGUCCCCCUUCCGCUGCGUGGAGGCACGACGGAUCUGGUGGACCCGAACGCCGCGAGCGCGAGCCCAGGCGUGACGACCGCCGAGGAGACGACCGUCGUGAUGGCGGCCGAGACAAUGGCGAUGCUCGCCGAGACGACCGCGAUGCGCCCCGCCGCCGAUCCCCCUCGCCCGUGCGAGGUGGAGACCGUGAGCAGGACCGAGGAGGCCGCAGGUCCCUCUCUCCCCGCCGGGACGGCAAGCGGGAGGAUGUGGGAGAGGGGAGCAGGUCGCCGCUUCCCAAGGCCGAGCGGGACGACCACGACAUGGACAGGGAGGACGACCGGGAGAGGCGGGACGACUAA